Molecule: messenger RNA, 681 nt
Organism: Clupea harengus (Atlantic herring)
Lineage: Eukaryota; Metazoa; Chordata; Actinopteri; Clupeiformes; Clupeidae
Product: GTPase IMAP family member 7-like
Exons: 2
Source: RefSeq, a predicted model, not a curated record
AUGGCAACAAAGGGAAAGAAAGGAACUGCAUGGCCUUUUGACCUAAGGAUCGUGCUGGUGGGGAAGACUGGAUCUGGAAAAAGUGCAACAGGAAACACCAUCCUGGGAAGAGAAGCGUUUGAAAGCAAUGCUCUACCCAGUCAUGUGACUGACAUCUGUGAGACACACUGUGGGGAAGUGGAGGGUAGAAACAUUGCAGUUAUUGACACACCAGGAAUCUGUGACAGGAACAAGACCGAUGACCAAAUGAGGAAACUGAUGGCCCAGUGCAUCAAACUGUCUCUCCCUGGACCCCAUGUGUUCCUGCUGGUGAUCAGACUGGGAGUGAGAUUCACAAGGGAAGAGGAGAACGCCGUAAAUUGGAUCCAGGCCAACUUUGGAAAAGAUGCUUCACGGUACACAAUUAUACUGUUCACUCAUGUAGAUCAGCUGAAAGGUAAAAGUAUAGAGGACUGCUUAAGGCAUGAGAGUAUAAAUAUAAUCUAUAACAGCUGUGGAGGAAGGUAUCUUUCAUUCAACAAUGAUGAAAGGAGUAAUAGAGAGCAGGUCAAACGUCUGUUUGAGAAGAUUGAAAGGAUGUUAAAAAUAAACACAGGAGAGUUUUACACCAAUGACAUGUACAUGGAGGCACAGCAAAAAAUCACAGAAGAGGAGGAGAGGAAAAAAGAAGAGGAGAAAAGG